Molecule: messenger RNA, 4491 nt
Organism: Alternaria infectoria
Lineage: Eukaryota; Fungi; Ascomycota; Dothideomycetes; Pleosporales; Pleosporaceae
Exons: 3
Coding region: 1-4491 (1496 amino acids)
Molecular function (GO): protein binding
Source: RefSeq, a predicted model, not a curated record
AUGAAAUUCGGGCACAAGAAAGACGAGCCGGCCCCUCCAGAUCCGGUCUUCGAUGAAGAUGAAGAUCUCAGCGAAGUUUGGCCACAAGUUGUGCGACAGUAUGAGGACACUACCAAGAGGAAGCUGGAUGCAAACACGACCUUCAACAGCUUCCAGCUACAGAUUGACGCCGAUAUAAAAGAGUCUUCGACGAAAAGCCAUCAAAACGCCAGAAUCGUUUUGAACAAUAUUGGGAACUGUCUUGAACAGUUUGGUUGCAUGGUCGCACAAGUGGCGGGUGUGGUCUUCGGGCCCGCUGCGCAAUGCUGGAACGCUAUCAGUUUCGUCGUUCAAGCAGCUCGGAGCAUUAGCGGUAUGAUGGACGGGUUCGUCAUUCUGAUGGAACGCUCAUCGGCUUUUAUUCGUCGCCUGGUGAAUUUCAUGGAGCAGAAGGUCGGCGAAGGCGGGUCCCACCUACCACGUGUUCUGCGAAGGCCAGCAUACAACAUCCUCUCUCAGUUCUUGGGCGUACUUCGUUGUUCGUACAAGCUAGCUACGAGUAAGAAAGAACGGUGGAACAAAUGGGCUGGAAUCGUUCUUUUCAACUCCGAUGAUAUGGCAGAAUCGCUGGAACUGAUGGAGGAUCAAAUUCAGGAGUUUACCAGAGCCGAGGAAAAGAACUUGGAAAAGAUCGCAAAACAUCUGGGUUUGAAGAAGUCGGAAGACUGGGAGACUUGGAGUAAGCGACACAACGAGCUCUGCAAGACGCAUGUGCAGGGGACGGGAGACUGGCUUAGUCAAGACGAGUCCGCAUUCGUGCAGUGGUCUGAUCUGAAUCGGCAUGACAGAAAAGUUCUCUUCCUGAGAGCAGACUCCGGCUUUGGCAAAACUCAUCUCUUCAAUCACGUCGUCUCUCAUCUCGAAAAGAAAUUUCGAGCUACGCGUGGAAUUACUACGGCCUUUCUGGCGUAUUAUUACUACGGGGACGACGAAGACGACUCCCUGGAACGUUGUGUUGGCUCCAUCAUCUACCAAUUUGCAUCUGCAGAUAUUGGAUAUGCUAAAGCCGUAGUGGACGAAUGCGCGCGGCACGCAAACAUUGCGCGAGCUGAAGAUCGAUGGAACAAGCUCGUUUGGGGAUUGCAGCAUGCCAUGAAAGGGACAUACUUCAUAUGCAUGGACGGCUUCGAUAGUCCCAGCCAACUGGACAGUGCAGAAAUAAUGAUGUCUACUAUCGCAGGUCAAGCUGCGUCUUCAGCCAAGUCUAAUGGAGUUUCCCUACGUCUCUUUGUAUCUGGAAACGACGAUGCGCUUGCUGAGGUCUCUCAAGGAAUGAAAGAUGUCGACAAUAUCUUUCUCGGGAUACGCAGAGACUCUGCCAAAUUCACGGGACGAGCUAGCAACAAUUCAGAUUUAGCUUCGGACUCGCUGCCAAACGCGAGCGAUCUGAAAGCUGUCACAAGCGCCAGGAUCGAGGAGGUUUGCAAGGUUAAACCCGGUCUGAAGACCAUUCUUACUGACGCGAACAUCGAGCUUUUGCUUAAAGGCAUACACGGAAACUACAGCAACCUUGAGGCCAAGAUAACGGAGAUCAACGCCUGCGACACUAAAGGAAAGGUUCAAGAAGUGAUCAACAACACAAGUGCCGACAUGCAUGCCGUCCAAAGAGAUAGGGUCAAAACGCUGGACGCUGUUCUGAAUUCACGUCAGGCUCAGGUGCUUAAUGAUCUUCUUGUGUGGGUUGCAGGGUGUAGCUACCCACCGACGAUCAGGCUGCUCGAGAGCGUCCUCUUCUUUACCUCUGGCGAAGAGUUUCUGCUCACGGAUCAGAUUGCUACUACCUACUCGCCUGUGCUCAUGAUUGACGAGGGUAAGGUGGGAUUCAAGGGCGGCGUCAGGGAUAUCCUGUCCGCGAGUGCUUCCUCAGGAGUUGGAUCUGCAGUCCCUCAGUUACACUCUGAAGCAAUCACCAGUGCCGAGGUCGAGCUUUGUCGCCGGUUCAUAAGAAAUGCUUGUGGUGCAAUGGAUUACGACAGAUUUAGGUUCGAUGAUUUCUUCCAGGCCAUGGCGCAAAAGGUAAACAUUCACCUCGAGGACGACAACGUUGUGAAUGUCACCAUCAUUCGCUUGUGUAUCGAUGUUCUGUUCGACAACAGGAAAGACGCAAAUCUCGAAGCAAUCCGCGACUAUGCCUCAUUGUGGUUUUACGCACAUCUCAAGACCUUGGUCGAGGCGCUCGAUGACUUUGAGCCAGAAAGAAAGUUCAUGAGUGAUAUCGGAGGCAAACUGGUUGACUUGAUCUAUGACCCCAAGAUGAUCGAUACGUGGUUCACCAGGAAUAAUCUGAUCUGGUUCAAGUACGACUGGCUGUAUUCAGAAGAGUUCCUCGAUCCUAUCGUGGCGUUACUGAAGAAUUCACAAGUGGCCAAAGGCUAUGCAAAGGAUGCAAAGAAGAGUGACUGGACCAAGUCUGUGGUUUUCGACACCGCAAGCAAAUACUCCGUCCUCGAGCGCAUCGCUGCGCGACUGGCGACUCAUUGGUUUAGCUGCUCAACUGGUACGAUCGACAGAGAUUAUCUUUGGAUCUCAUGGGGCAUUGUAGCCAAGAUAUCCAAGCCGGACAAACCGUUCGAAGAACGGAACCUGCCCCCGAACGCAGCCAUCGAGGAGUAUAUCUGCUGGGUGAAGGAGCAUAAGGAUAUCGACAUCGACAGCUCCACCUGGGACUACCGCGUAGGGGCUACGUACAUGGUCUUCGAGCAUUACAAGGAGGCCAUUGUUGCAUUGGAAAGGGUGAAGCAACAGUCUCUGACAAGUUGGGGCCUCUUCUUCAAUCUAGCAAUUGCCCAUGAGAAUCAAAAGAACCAUCGUACGGCACUUGGAUACAUACAGAACUUCAAAUCGCUCAGCGAGAUGUUCCUUGAGACGGACGAUUCUUACAAGGGGGCCUACUGGGAUAUGCUCAAGAGCGAAGGCAACUGCUAUCGGGAGUGUCAUGAGUACGACAUGGCCGUGCAAUCUUACCAGGAAAUUUUGAGCCAGAAUUUCAGUGAAGCAUCCGGUAUGAGCUCGCUCCACUUAGACGCGCUUUUGGGACUCUUUAAAACCUGGACCGAUGCGAAGAGCUCGCGUUUUAUCAUUGAUCUCAUUCGCAGCUGGAAAGAUGCGACAGCCAAGGGUCGUGGAUCGACCUACUGGCUGCGAAGAGCAUCACGCGAAGAUGCCCUUCAUACAUGCAUCAUUGUGGCUGCGAAGCAAGUUGGUGCCGCGGAAGAGAUCAUCUAUCUGUACCAAGAGGCCAUCGAUCACAAGCCGUUGGAUGAACCUGCUGUCGAGGGCGAGCCGGGGAUGGACAUCUCUGCCGAAGCAACCGCACAACUGCAGUACUUCCAAGCCGUCCUCAUAUCCUAUGGAAGAGGGUCCAACAACGAUCACCAUCAGAGUAUAAAAUGCUGGGAAGACAUCGUCCUACAAUCUGAUAACAACCCAGCGUCGUAUAUGACAGCAUGGAAUGCGACUCGCAAGCUAGCUUCGAGUCUUCUUGAGAAGGCAUUUGCCGAAACCCUACCAGCUCUUUCCAGUUCUUCCGAGGAUUACAUCGGCCGAUUAAAGAAUCUUGCCAACUCGAACACCAGAAUAAUCUGUUACCUUCGUCAAGGAUCUUGUGAUCCUAGUAUCUGUUUAGCCAGGCUGUACUAUGUCAAAGAAGAUCAUACUUCCGCUUCCACUCAGGCACAAGCUCGUCUUUGCAGUGUCUUCGACAAGUGGCCUGAAUCCACAGACGAUGCCUCACUCAGGAUGCGCUUCUCGAGCCUUGCCGCUACACUAACUGUCCUCGACAAGGAUGCCGAUGCUAUCGCAGCGUGGCAAGCAAUAGGGCCGUAUCAACCGUCGAACGCUAUGGUCGCGAAAGCAGAUGCACCAGGUACUGAAGAGCUUACACAGUCAACCCCUGAAGGUCCUUACACAGAUAGUGUGCCAGCAGAAAAUGACAAGAAGUCGGAGGACAUUCCAGCUGCAGCCUCUUCGUCUACGACUACGACUAAAGCGUAUGUCUCAGGAUACCUUUGCGAUGGCUCUUGCGGGGUCGAAUGGACAGACGUGAUGGCCGACUGUUGGGCAUGCAAGCACUGUCUCUGCGUCCAGCUUUGCCCAGGGUGUUACAAGAAGCUUCUGGAUGACGACCUACAGCCUCUCAUUUGUAACAAAGAUCAUAAGAUGCUCUACAUACCACCCUUUGACUGGGAAGCAUGGCGCACUAUCCCCGCAGAUAUGAUGACUGUGGAUAAUAAGCCAGUGCAUCGCAAAGAUUGGGUGGACAAGAUUCGCAAAGAGUACAACGUGCAACAGGAUGAGAUCGAUUUCAUCAAGAUUGAGAAGGCCAGGGGACUAAAGGCUGCCAGCGUCAUUGCCGUGCGGUGGCGCAACAGGUUGCAACGAGCCAAGACCUUCAGAGAGGUAGCUGGUGCGAUAGUGACAUCUUCUGUUAUGAAACAGCACCACCCAGAAUGA